Messenger RNA from Leguminivora glycinivorella, 3128 nucleotides. It is a transcript of the gene prom, whose product is annotated as prominin-1-A. The transcript is spliced from 17 exons. Gene Ontology annotation, cellular component: membrane. The coding region runs from base 128 to 2458 and encodes 776 amino acids. The record is from RefSeq and is a predicted model, not a curated record. Lineage: Eukaryota; Metazoa; Arthropoda; Insecta; Lepidoptera; Tortricidae.
UUCAGAGCGCGCUACGGCGCGCUUGAGAUGCAGGCGCCUGUGGCGCCCUGUCACCAAAAUACAUGUCUGGUGAAGCCCGACAGUCAGUGAGCGCUUCGCGCUAGUGUCACACCAUAAGUGCAACAAUAUGAAACCCUUCUGCCGGGACUCAAAGUACCUUUGUGCCAAAUGGAAACUAGAGUCAAUCAAAGUGGAAUCAACAUUCCUAGCAGUAAUUGUGAUAUUCGCUUGCAUAGCCUUCAUCAUACCAGCAUACAUGCUGAUACUAGCGAUACUAUCACUGUUCUCCAAAUCUGGCUGCGAUGACGAGACAGAAACUGGAGCCCUGUUUCCUGAGGAUGAUGACUCGGAUUACAAUGGCCGCGUCUUGGUGGUGGUUAUUUUAUUUUUGGCAUUAUUUUGUUGCGUAUUCAUAUCAGGCAUGGCACUAAGUAACGAGCAGGCUGCUGACGCUGCGACCGACAGCAGGAACAUAGUGAGCUGUGCAUGCGCAGACAUAGCGACGUGGUUGGCCGCGUCAGCGCGCGAGCUACACCACACACUGGUGCCGCCUAUGGAAAUAGUAGUACAUGCUUAUAGACAGGACUUGAGAAAUGUGGGCCCUCUCUUGGGGGAGCCUGUUCAACAAGCCAUCGCCUCUGAGAGCGGCAUCGACUUGGUGUUCGACUCGUUGGCCGAUAUCGUCUCAGAAAGUGAAGAUAUCGCUUCAAAAAUUGCGUCUCUCCGUGACGUAAGCAUCAGGGCAGGGGCGCUGGCAUCGACCGCAUCAGACCGAAUACGAGACUUGACCAAACAGCUGGACAACCUGAAGAAGCAUUGUACUACUAAGGACGCUCCGCUCUGUGAUACUAUAAACACGAAUUCUUUAGAGAUACAAUUGAAAUUUGACUUGAUACUUCGUGAGCAGCAGCUCCUCGAGCUGCGGACUUUAGGAGUGGAGAAUCUGACCCGUGCCAUAUCUAACGCUCGACAGGAGUUCAAAACUCUGCCACAUGCCAUAUCGACGCAAACAACUCUAGUCAGGGAAGCAAUUCUUCGCGACAUAGAAGCAAAGAGGCAGACAUUGCAAAGCGCCGUACGGAUUCUAAGUGACAUGGUGCGCCAUCUAACGGCGGGUCUCCAUAGCGCCGUGAGGCUGUUUGAUUCCGCUCUCGCGAGGAUACAAAAGUAUGAGUUCUGGAGAUGGACUAUUUUGUUGGCGUGCGUGGUAGCCGUAGGCUUCGUGAUGAUUCUUGUGCUGCUGGCUCUGAUGUGCGGCUGCAGCAACAGUAAGGAGCUUGCUAGACGAACUUUACAAGUAUCGGCUGUCUGGAUGUGCGCCGUGUCCCUUGUUUUAUGGGGCGUGAUAUCCGCCACCUUUGUUAUUGCGGGACAUGCUGAGGUUUUCGUAUGCCGCGGUCUCUGGGACACCCCGCAGUAUCAAACUUUAUCAGCACUCCUGGACCGUCCCUCGCCCUUACUUACUGAUAAAAAGGGGAUCUUCGACGCGUUAUUCUCGGAUCUCGAGAAUAUUACUAUUGAUGUGUCUGUCAAGGAUGUCCUUAGGGAUUGUGAAAAGGACCGGCCGGCAUACAUAGUAUUUCAAUUGGACAAAGUUCUGGACGUCAAUAAAGAGACGUCAUACUUCGAAUGGAACCAACUCCAGAUGGACUUAGAAGGUCUGACGUCAUCUAUUGACGUCACAUUUUUGAAAACAAUCUCCGUCAAUUUUAACAAAUUGCUGAAUAGGAUUUUGCAGGUGUCUGACGUGAACUUAUCAAAGUACAGGAUGGAAUACAACGGGGCGGUUGUUGGCAAAGAUUUGCCCUCUUUGGUGGACCAGUUGGAGAACAUUGGAGCACAGAUAUCGGACUUGACGACAGCUGGCAGAUUGGAAACUUUGGCAACAAGAACCAAAAGACUCCACACCACGCAUAUAAAGCCACUGGAACAGCUCCGAGCCGACGUGGUGUACAAACUGACAGAGCUGGAGCUUCAGCUGCUGCCGUUCAGAAGAAAGCUGAACAUUUCGCUCAGCCACAUCUAUACUGCGCAGUACUACAUCGAUAAUCAGGGGGAAACUAUUGCUCAUAAGAAAGUAGCAAUGUACGUGUCUCGGUUGGUAUCCCACGUGGCUGGCUGGCGAACCCACGCCCUAACAGCGGCGGGAAAGCACGCGGCACGGUGCCGACCACUUUUCACCGUCUACGAGGCUGUCAGGUCUCUGCUCUGCACUAGAUACAUCGGGUCUUUGCACGGCUGGUGGUUCUGCGGUUUCCUUCUAGGUGUGACUUGGUGCACCAUGCUGACUCCACUCAGCGUGAAGCUGUGGCGAGCCUAUGGGCGAAAGAUUAGGGCCCGAGACGCUCUGCACCUUUCUACAUUAGGUUCAGGUCAACAAGAGACACCAACAACGGCACUGUGCGAGGCCAGCAAUUGGAAUACACCAGGACCACCCCCAAGAAAUGACAGCUGGUGAUGGGAUGUGAAAACAUGUCAUACCAACAGAACGUAAGAUAUAGAUGCACAAUUCCAAUGGUGACACUUAUAGCCAAAGGUUCCCUAAUAACUGCCAAACUGAUACCUAGCCUCUGAAAGAUUACAUCGAAGGUUUAAAUAAAAGUACCAGUGUGCUUGAUAGUGACCCAGUAGAUGCCACUUUCAAUCGUAAGUCAUUGUCAGACAGGUGCAGUAUUAUAUAGCAGCCCCCUUAGCACAACUUGCCAUGUCGUGCGCGACUUGAAGUCGCGCUUGAUGUAUGGACUCGCGCGCGACAAGGCAAGUUGUGCUAAAGGGGCAUGUCCUGUGAAUAAGGGCAUAACUCAAAAUAAUCGGUGCAUAAGGUCAUAAAUCCGAGGUGGGACUUCUGCCCUUUUUUACCGAGUCAAUUUAUUAGGGCAUAACUCGCCCUUAUUCACAAGACCCACUGUGCUUGAAGGACAUUUGUAUGUCCGUUUGUAUAGUUAAUUAGGAAUAACAACAGUAAUAAAAAUCUCCAUUGAUCAUCUACCUAGAAAAUAUUUGUAUAAACACUAUAAAGUCCUUUAUAGUGUUAUUCCACCAUGCUGCACAAACAAUUCUAGUUUUACGAUUAUACACCCUAUUUUUAUUGAAUUCCGUUAACUUUAAGGGAAGGUUAUUUAGAUCAA